Messenger RNA from Drosophila persimilis, 2742 nucleotides. RefSeq names its product opioid-binding protein/cell adhesion molecule. Gene Ontology annotation, molecular function: axon guidance receptor activity; protein binding. The record is from RefSeq and is a predicted model, not a curated record. Gene Ontology annotation, cellular component: axon; plasma membrane; neuronal cell body. The transcript has 12 exons. Gene Ontology annotation, biological process: synapse organization; homophilic cell-cell adhesion. The coding region runs from base 438 to 2216 and encodes 592 amino acids. NCBI's taxonomy places the organism in Eukaryota, Metazoa, Arthropoda, Insecta, Diptera, Drosophilidae.
AUGUCAGCUGCUAUUAUUUCUGUGGCACCUCGGGCUAUAAAUUUGCAACGCCCCAGGAAAAUACAUUGCAGCAAAACAAGCAAUUAAAUCGGAGCAGGCCUCCCCCCGUAUACCCCGUAGCAUACCCGUAGCCGAACCCGGGACGAUCCAGGGACCAAGGACCAAGGACCAAGGACCAGGUCCUGCUGCUGUGCUAUAAACCUAUUUUGAAUAAUUAAAAUACCGUAAGUGCUGCAGUCGAAGAAGUUGGCCAGAAGCACAAGCACAAGCACAAGCAGAAGAAUAAGUUGUUGCACAAGAAGGAAAAGUAUAGGCCACGCGGUAGCAACAAAACGAGAACGAGGUAGCAGCGGGCCAGGUGGCCAAGAAGGAGUCCAUUCUUGCAACACAAUCUGCGGCCGUGCAAAAUCGUGUGCAGCAAUGAAAUAAUUAAUUCAAUGCACCUGACUAAGCCUUGUGGCAGCAACAGUAGAAGCAGCAGCAGCAGCAACAACAGCAACAAAGGAGGCGCCAUUGCAAAUACAUUCCAUUCCAGCAAAAGCAGCAACAAAAUGGCGAGGAUAACGCGAACAAUUAGCCCACAAAGACACCAUAUCCACCAGAGGAGCCUGCCCCACACACUGCUCCUGGCCGUGGCAGCCAUCGCUCUGUUGCAACUGCAGCACUUGGAGAGCGUGUCGGCCCAAAGCAUGAUGACGAAGAACGAGCCCAUGUUUAUAUCACGUUCGGAGACCUUCAAGUUUAUCACCGGCGAGACAAUAGUGCUGCCAUGCGAAGUGGCCAAUACGGACACCUAUGUUGUGGCCUGGAAGCGGGGUAUCGCCAUAUUAACCGCUGGUUCCGUGAAAGUGACGCCCGAUCCACGCGUGCGCCUGGUCAAUGGCUUCAAUCUGCAGAUACGUGAGGCCCUGCCAACGGAUGCCGGCGAUUAUAUUUGCCAAAUUGCCACGAUGGAUCCACGGGAAAUCACCCACACUGUCGAGAUAUUGGUGCCACCGAGGAUUCAUCACAUUAGCACCGGCGGACAUUUGCAAGUCAAGAAGGGCUCCUCGGUGCGCAUCGAGUGCUCGGCCACUGGUAAUCCAAUGCCGAAUGUGACCUGGAGCCGCAAAAAUAAUAUUUUGCCCAAUGGCGAGGAGAAGCUCCACUCGCACGUCCUCUCCAUCGAGAACGUGGACCGGCACAAGGGCGGCGUCUACAUAUGCACGGCGAACAAUCGCGUCGGCCAGCCCGCCUCCAGCCAGGUGGUGCUCCAUGUCCUAUAUUCGCCAGAAAUCGCAGUGGAGCGUCCCGUUGUCUUCUCGGGAGAAGGGCACGAGGCCAUGCUGGUCUGCAUCGUCCAUGGCGAAACACAGCCUGAGGUAAUUUGGUUCAAAGACACCAUGCAACUGGAUACCACGGAGCGGCACAUCAUGGAGACGCGCGGAUCCCGGCACACGCUGAUUAUACGCAAAGUGCAUCCGCAGGACUUUGGCAACUACUCCUGUGUGGCCGAGAAUCAGCUUGGCAAGGCACGCAAGACUCUCCAGUUGAGCGGAAAACCGAAUGUAGCCGUUUUUAAUUCACCGCCAAUCAGUCAGUACAAGGACAGAUACAACAUCUCCUGGGCAGUCGACUCGCACUCACCCAUCGAGGAGUACAAGCUGUCCUUCCGCAAGCUGCCACAAGGACAUGAGGUCGUUGGCAAUGCCAUUGACUCGCAAUCGUCUUCGUCGUCGUUGUCGUCAUCGCAGUCCUCCUCCUCGUCGCAGAUGUACGGCUCUGGUCUCCACUCGCAUCACAUGGGCAGCAACAUCGGCGGAGUCGGCGGCGCCGGCGGAGUUGGAAUGGGCAGCUAUGCCGGCUACGGCAAUCUGAUGCACUGGGGACGGAACGACUGGCGCAAUGUGGUCCUGCCGGCCAUACCCGUGUCGCAUCACUAUUCGCAGGGCAUGAGCUACAUGGUACGCGGCCUGGAUCCCGAUCAGCACUACGAGGCCACCGUGCAGUCCAGGAAUCGUUACGGCUGGAGCGAUUUGACCAACAGUUUUGUCUUCUCCACAUCAUCGAAUGAUGGACCUGUCGAUCUGUCCACCUUUUUGAAUCACGGUCUGUCAGAUAACGAGAUGCGCGAUCUGAGUGUCACCUUCUAUGGGAGCAGUGCCAUCAAUAGGCAGAAACUGGGACUCCUGGCCCUGAGCUCGGCCACGCUGAUCCUCAGCCUUGUUCUGGCCUAAAUUCGAUUAUGAUUUGCUUUCGACCUAAGUUACGGAUCUCACCGCCAAUAGCAGUAAAGCGUAUCGUUUGGGAUUUUGAUUUUGCGGAAUGCAGCAGAAGGAUACACUCUAGUCGUAAAUGGUAGCCUAAGGAAAGAUAUAUAUAUGUAAACAUAAUUAUAGACAUUCCUGCUACGAUUUCUCAUUCUUCGAUUCAAGAUUCUCAAGCAACAAAACAAAAACAAAAAAAAAACGAAAAACCAAUUUCAAAUUUAAAUCAUGACUAACCAAAACGGAAUAAGGAACCAUACAUUCUACGUGUAACAAUCAAUGUAAAAGAGCAUAGAACUGUUCAAACUAGGAACCAUUUAUGCAUACGGAAAACUAACGAAUGAAUACACCCAUAAGAAUACACUCAUACACACUCACAAACUCAGUCACAUUCGCAUUUGCAGACCAUUCGAGCACUCAGAAAUCCAAGUGUAUAUAGAUUUUAUUGCAUACUUUUAGGCUUAAGCUGCACCAAAGAAAUAAUAUAAUAUACAGU